UCUCCUGUGCUGCUGCCAGGGAGCUGCAGCCACAGCUGAAACACCCGUUUAGUCUCUGCACAGGUAUGACUGCUAACACCGCUGUGUGAAUCCUGUGGAUAAAAACCCAGGUUUUCACUGCGGGUUGUUUAGUCAGAACCGUGGAGGUUCUGGGAGGCCCUGCAGCCUGAAGGAGAUCAUGUGGACGUGAAGCUCUGGUUUCACCGACCUUCUUUAAGGAGUCUUCAGCUGCGACUCGACUCCUUGGCUGAGCAAAACAAGCCUGAGGUUGGUCCCUUUUCCCACCUAGGCGACAUCAUGAUGAAUCCUGAUGAGUUUGGGUUGGAGGAUGACGAUGAAGACGCCAUGCUUCAGUACAUGAUUGAACAGAGUCUGCUGGAGAGCAGCAAGCCGAGGGAAACCCACGGAGCGUCCCCACCAGGAGACGAGCUGAGCGUCGGUUUGGCCUUUUCGGAUGUAUCCGAGAUCUUCUCUGCUAUAAAAACAGGUAACGAGAAGCUCCUGAAGAAUCUGCCGGUUUGGCCCAAAGACAAGUUGCUGCAGACAGACAGCAGAGGCUGGACUCUUCUUCAUGAAGCAGCGGCUCAGAGCAACCAGACGAUCCUGGAGCUCACAUUCAAAGCUUUAGGUCCAGACGGUCUGGAGCGCCAAACUCCUCGGGGCCAGACGGCCCUCUUCUUGGCCGUAGAACAGGGUCUGAUUGAAAACGCCUCGUUCCUCCUGGAACACGGAGCUCAGCCGGACUGCCAGGACCAAGACAAGGACUCCCCGCUGUUUGUAGCUAUCCGUUCAGGCCGAACUGACCUGGUGAAGCUGCUGCUUUUCCGUGGCUCCAAUGUGAACCAGGUGGGGUGCCACGGCCGCCGCCCGCUCCACGAGGCCUCCCGACUGGGCAAAGUGGAGCUGGUGAAGGUGCUGCUGGAGGCUGGAGCGCGGCCAGACCCCCGCAGCAACUACGGCUUCACACCGCUGGCCCUGGCUGCUCAGGGAGGACACCUUGAGGUGGUGGAGAUCCUUCUAAGGAAAGGGGCAGACAUCUUCUCUCAGGCACACGAUGAAGCCUCAGUGUUAUACGAAGCGUCUGCUUCAGGAAAUCCGGCCGUCAUCAGGCUGCUGCUGGAACACGGAGCCGACGCCAACAUCUCCAAUCACACCGGACACCUGCCGAUCCACCGAGCCUCACACAGAGGACAUCUUGAGUCACUGAAGCUGCUGCUGCCGGUCACUAAAAUGGGAGAGGUAAAUGACAGCGGGAUCAGUCCUCUGCAUUCAGCAGCCGCCGAGGCACACGCAGACUGCAUUAAGGUCUUGCUAGAUGCGGGUUACGACCCCAACUACAUGCUCCAUCCCUGGAUCCGCCGGAGCUAUGAUGACGAGAGGAAGUCGGCGCUCUACUUUGCCGUUUCCAACAACGACAUGGCGUCCGUGAAGCUGCUGCUGGAGGCCGGGGCCAUGGCCAACCAAGACCCGGUCAAAUGUCUGCAGGUUGCACUUCGUCUGGGCAACUAUGAUCUGAUCAACUUGUUGCUGCGGUACGGAGCCAACGUGAACUACUACUGCAGAAUAAACACCACACAUUUCCCUUCAGCGCUGCAGUACAGUCUCAAAGACGAGGUAAUUCUCAGGAUGCUGUGUAACUAUGGUUAUGACGUGGAGCGCUGCUUCGAUUGUCCCUAUGGCAACAGGUCCCACGUUCCUGAGGACUACGAGGGAUGGACCUGUGCUGUGAUCAAAGAUACUUUGGUAACAAAAGAAAACGUUUUUAUUAUACGAUUAACCAAUUGUUUUUUUGUUGUUUUUUGAACUGCUGUUCACUUAUUGGCCAAAGAACGAGAAGAAAUCAGGGGGUUUCUCUGAGGAAGAGCAG
This is a messenger RNA of Fundulus heteroclitus (mummichog), 1867 nucleotides long. Its product is annotated as ankyrin repeat and SOCS box protein 14-like. The transcript has 11 exons. Lineage: Eukaryota; Metazoa; Chordata; Actinopteri; Cyprinodontiformes; Fundulidae. The record is from RefSeq and is a predicted model, not a curated record. Gene Ontology annotation, cellular component: cytoplasm; nucleus. Bases 298 to 1803 code for a protein of 501 amino acids. Gene Ontology annotation, molecular function: protein binding.